CCAUGACAUAUUUUUUUAAAAGAUAAAUCCAAAAGUGUUUUAAGACCACAAAUCAUACUUGUUCUCUUUGUUUCUGCUGCGAAUAUAUAUAUACAGAUUGAAGCAUCGUGAUCAAAUCAUCUUCUUCCUUUUGAACUCCAUCCAACAAUAUAUAUAUAGAGGUGGGUGUCAUUUCUUGUAAUCCAACAUCUCUAUCUACAAACAAACACUUUCUCAGUCUUAGCUUUUCUUUGGUUCAAUAAUGGAUUCAACUACUGCUGAAGUUGCAUACUACUUUGCCCCAUUUCUCCGGGUAUACACAGAUGGCCUUGUAGAGAGGUUGCUCGGCACAGAUGUAGUUCCACCGGCAAUGAAUUCGGAAACCGGGGUUUCCACCAAGGACGUUGUGAUCGCACCUGAAACUGGCGUAUCGGCACGUCUGUUCAAGCCGAACUCCGUUAACCCAGAGAAAAGGCUUCCUCUACUAGUUUACUUCCAUGGCGGAGGCUUCUCCCUAUGCUCCCCUUACUGCUCCAUAUACCAUAAUUACCUUACUUCUCUAGUCCUCGAAGCUGACAUCAUUGCAGUGUCUGUUGCCUACAGACUAGCCCCUGAAAACCCUGUCCCUGCAGCUUAUGAAGAUUCAUGGGCUGCGCUUCAGUGGGUGGUUUCCCAUUGUAAUGGGCAAGGCUCCGAACCUUGGCUGAAAGACCACGCUGAUUUUCAGCGAGUUUUUUUGGCUGGAGACAGUGCAGGAGGCAAUAUUUCACACAACUUGGCUGUACAAGCCGGGGUUGAAGGGCUGGGUGGUGUGAAGCUGCAAGGAAUUUGUGUAGUUCAUCCAUAUUUUGGGAGAAAAUCAGAAGAUGAUGUUGGCAAGGUUGAUGACAAUGCCAGUGGUGGUCGACCGGACGUGAGGCCCGGUGUGGAUAACAGGUGGCUUUAUGUGUGUCCAACAACUAGUGGGUUCAAUGACCCAAGGUACAAUCCGGCGGCUGAUGAGAGGUUAUGGAGGCUAGGGUGCAGUAAGGUUCUGGUUUGUGUUGCAGAGAAGGAUGCGCUGAGGGAAAGAGGGUGGUUUUAUUAUGAGACAUUGGGUAAGAGUGGUUGGAGUGGAGAGGUGGAGAUUAUGGAGACAGAGGGGGAGGGGCAUGUGUUUCAUUUGUUCAAGCCUAGUUGUGAAAGGGCCGUGACCCUGAUGAAAAGGAUCGUCUCUUUCAUCAAUCAUGAAUAAGUUCAGGUCAUUGGAGCUUUAGAAGAGAGUUUGUAAUUUCCUGAUGAAAAGGAUCGUCUCUCUCAUCAAUCAAGAAUAAGUUCAGGUCAUUGGAGCUUUAGAAGAGAGUUUGUAAUUUCUCAAUUAAUAAGUCAGCCUUGUGCUGGAGCUUUAGAAGAGAGUUUUUAAUUUCUCAAUUAAUAAGUCAGCCUUGUGCUGACUAUGCCUUUUCAUUUUAUGAAAGUUUUAUUUGCCAAUUCUGGCUUAUAUCUUUUUGUAAGAACUCGUUCCACACGGUGUAAAUAUUAUUGUUUAUUUACACCCCGUCUACCACAAUCUUAUGGGGGUAGACACAACAAAGUCCACGGAAUUGUAAGAUCAAAUAGACGAACACCUGUAUGGGGCCAAACAAACCUCACACUGAGAUCG
This is a messenger RNA of Vitis vinifera (wine grape), 1621 nucleotides long. Its product is annotated as probable carboxylesterase 2. The transcript has a single exon. The record is from RefSeq and is a predicted model, not a curated record. NCBI's taxonomy places the organism in Eukaryota, Viridiplantae, Streptophyta, Magnoliopsida, Vitales, Vitaceae. Gene Ontology annotation, molecular function: hydrolase activity. The coding region runs from base 242 to 1213 and encodes 323 amino acids.